This is a messenger RNA of Populus euphratica (Euphrates poplar), 3273 nucleotides long. Its product is annotated as transcription factor TCP14-like. Gene Ontology annotation, molecular function: DNA-binding transcription factor activity; sequence-specific DNA binding. NCBI's taxonomy places the organism in Eukaryota, Viridiplantae, Streptophyta, Magnoliopsida, Malpighiales, Salicaceae. The transcript is spliced from 3 exons. Gene Ontology annotation, cellular component: nucleus. The record is from RefSeq and is a predicted model, not a curated record. The coding region runs from base 294 to 1481 and encodes 395 amino acids.
UACCCCAGAUAAUUCUCACUCAUUAUGUUUGUUGCUUAAAGCUCGUCCAGCUCUUCCUUCCUUAUCCUCUCUCUAACAUCAAUUCUCAAGGGAGGGAAUUCCAGGCACCCAAAAGAGAAACGAGAAACCAGAAAAAGGGUCUCUCUCUCUCCCCCCCCUCCUCUCCCUUAACACAGUCUCCUAUCCUCUACUCUAGUAAAUAUUCAAUCUUUUUCUCAUAGAAAAUAAAAACAGAAAGAAAAGAAGGAAAAAAGCCUUUGGAGAAAUUCCCACAUAUUAAUUUUCAUGCUAUCAUGGAAGGAGGUGAUGAUCAGCUCCAUCACUACCACCACAAACACCGCCCAAACUUCCCAUUCCAAUUACUGGAAAAGAAAGAAGACGAGCCUUGCUCGUCCUCUUCUCCUUACCCUUCUCUUCCCAUCUCCACUACCGAACCAGACAACGACAACAACAGCAACAAAACUAACGCAAACCUCUCUACCUCUAAUCUCCAAAUUGUUUCUGCAGAACAAUCGAAGAAACCCCCUCCAAAACGAACAUCAACAAAGGACAGACACACCAAGGUGGAUGGACGUGGCCGCAGAAUUCGCAUGCCAGCUCUCUGCGCUGCUAGGGUUUUUCAGCUCACUAAAGAACUUGGCCACAAAUCAGACGGUGAAACCGUCGAGUGGUUACUUCAACAAGCAGAACCAGCUGUGAUCGCUGCCACAGGCACCGGAACAAUCCCUGCUAAUUUCACUUCCCUUAACAUAUCCUUGCGCAGCUCAGGUUCAAGCAUGUCAAUUCCGUCUCAGCUAAGAUCAGGGAGUUUUAGCCCAAAUUUUUCACUGCAACAACGUAGUCGCAGUUUGUUUCCUGGAAUUGGGCUAGAGACCUCACAACCACCGACAUUUUUAAGUUUCCAAUCUAGUAACAAUCUGAACGCAAUGAUGCAAGCAAAGCAAGAAUUGCGAGACAAUUCUUCACUGGAGUUAUCAACGGAGACAGAAGAGAGUUUCAACAGGAAAAGAAGGCCCGAGCUAGAUUUAUCAUCAUCGCAACAGCAUCAGAUGGGAAGCUACCUGUUGCAAUCCAGUAGUGGGGCAGUUCCAGCUAGUCAUGGACAAAUUCCAGCAAAUUUUUGGAUGCUGGCUAAUUCCAAUAAUAAUCAAGUCAUGAGCGGAGAUCCUAUAUGGACAUUUCCUUCUGUUAAUAACAGUGGUUUGUACAGGAGCACCAUGUCUAGUGGGUUACAUUUUAUGAAUUUUCCUGCUCCUGUUACCUUAUUGCCUAGCCAGCAACUGGGGUCUACAAGUAUUGGUGGGUCUAGUGCUGGUAAUAGUGGGAUGAGUGAAUUAGGUCAUUUGAAUAUGCUAGCUGGAUUAAAUCCCUACCGGGCAUCCGGCAUAUCGGAAUCACAGGCGAGCGGGUCUCACUCACAUCAUGGUGGCGGUGGUGGAGGAAGCGAUGAUCGGCAUGAUACAACAAGUCAUCACUCAUAGAGAUUGAAAAAAAGCAUCAUCAUGAUCAUCAACCCUCCACUUGUGUAGUUUUUAUGUGUAGCACACGUGAGGUUUGAUUGUUCUUGAAAUAUUGGAGUUUUGUUUUCCUUAUCCUUGAAUUACUAUUCCAAUAUUUUUUUUUUGUGUGUGAUUAAAAUGGGGUUUUAGCUAGGGUUUGUGGGACUUAAAGACAGUACUAUUUUAAACAGGGUGUUGGGUUGGGUGGUGGUUUUAAUAAAAGGCCUCAUUUGGGUUUUUCAUUUCACUUAUUUAUUACUCCUCCAGAACAUCUAUCUCUCAUCAUCAUUGUUUGUGCAAUAUCUUUUAUUUUUUCUUUUCCUUUCUGGCCAAAGCUGCUGCUGCUGCUGCUGCUGCCUGUAAUACAAUUCAUGUGCUUUAAUGGUGUUGGAGAAAAUGACAUUUACACACACGCUAUUGUUGUUAUGCUGUAUGGAUGGUAAGUCUCCCACGUAGAUCGCAUACAUUGAGGUCUCUCUUUCCUUUUUCUCUAUAGAGAUUGGUGGUGAAAAGGCCUGGGUGUAUUCAAUUAAAUAAAUCGCUGUAAAAGGUUUGUCAAAGCUGGCGAGAGAGAUGAAAUUGACAACUUUGUUACUGCAAUGCAGUGUAGUGUUGCUUUUUCUCACAUUCUGAUUCCAAAUCUCUGCCAUGAAUCUCAAGGUUUUACUGCAUCAAUGAUUAAGAUUUUUUUUCAGAGAGAAGGGGGAGGGACCCAGACCUUAUCAGUUCCAGCUGUUGGCUCAGGUGGUGGGCCUAGAUGCCGGUCAUUGCCCGAACCAAUGUACAAUGUCACUGACAAAGAGGUGGAUCAUUCCUCUCUCUUUUUUUUUUAUGGCAAGUUCUACAAUGCCGCAGCCAUCGAAACCUUGACGCGUGGUGUUUCGUUUUUUAAAUCACACACAGCAUCAGGUUGCCGUUGCCAAAUAGGUAAGCCUCGGUAGAGUCCACCCACCAGCGGUGGUGCUCCCUAUCUUGAUGGCAUGAAUGCUUGCCAGCCUUCCUGGCUUAAUAAUUACUGACUGGGCUUCCAUGUGGUUGGAGACUAUUCUACUACAACCUUAAUUAAUUAUCUUUCAAACUAAAAAAAAAUUAAAAUAUAUCAUUUCCAUUUCCAUUACCAAAUCUAAUUCAUAACCACUUUGAAUCUAUUGAAUUUUCAAGAUUUUGAAUUGACAACCUAUCAUUCAUAACCCAAAACCAAAAGGCUUGUAGUUAGGCCCUCAACCUAUCUUUGACACACGCAGUAUUCACACAUACAUAUAUUUAUGUCAAUUCAUGAAACACAGCAGCCUUCCCCUAUUUUGCAAGCAUGCUGUGCAGAACCAUCCAAGAAAGCAGCUUCAAGGAAUUCGAGGUCAGGAGCAAAUGCCAUGCCAUGCCAGGGAAAGGAAAACCGGUCAAAGGAAGAAGAAUUCUUGGAGUUGGCGAAGGAGAAGGUUGUCCAAAGAGGAAACAGGCAUAUGAAUAUUAAAUGCCAGAAGUGACGGUGUGGAAAAAUGUUAGAGGCUGGAAAGUUAGAUGAAUGCAACACCGACUGUCAUGUCUAAUAUUGGACCUUUCAGGUAUGUGCCUGAUAGGGCAGCCAUAGGUGAAUCGAAUUAUGCCAUUAGUUUUUAAAUAUUAGAAUUUGUGGAAUCUCUCUCAGUUUUGUAUUAGUGUGUGAUGGAUGGAGAGAUGGUGAAGUCUAGUUUAUAGAACAAAAACGGAUUGAUGCUUUGAGUUUAAUAGAUAGAAUUAUAACCUGUUAAAUAAUCGGUAAGCAAAUUUCUUAUAA